AUGACAAUACUCGGACAUCGAUCCAAGAUCAAGUCGAGCGACCUAUCCCUUGAUGGAAGAAGUCUUCUGCAGCAGGGCAACAGGUGCACGGGCCCGGGUCUAGUACGUCAACUGAGGGUUUCCGCACUUUGCCCGCACAACACCAUUUUCACAGAGGAGAAUGUUGUCUUGGUUCACAGUUAUUCAACGGACUCAGCGAGUGUUUCGAGGAGAUGUCUGACUUGCAGAUCUCGCGUGGAGUUUUACAAGCUGGCUAAAGCACUCCACCUGGACAAGGAACCAGGUCAAGUCUAUUGCAGAUUCCGUGACUGCAAUUCACAAAUCUUGGCAUCGAGCGCGUUCUGCCGGGACCACAUUCUAGAGAGUGCAUGCCAAUUCACUGAGGACUCUGGCGUCGGACCAGAGAUUAUGAUAAACCUCCAAAGCCAGUUUCAGAGGUCUUCGAGCAAUCCUUGGCAAUUGAGGGAGGAUUCAUUGCUUGGCAAAGAAGUCCUCUCGAGGAUAAAAAGCGGCAUCCUGGAGAAAUUCGGGAUGCCCUCGGCUGUGUGUAUAGAUCUGGAGGCCUGUGUAAGCACCGGUCGAGUCUUUCAAGUGGGUAUAUGUGACCUAGAGGGAAGGAAACUUCUAAAUUGCGGUACGAUCCUCAGUCGCGAAGAGACACGGAGGACGUCAGCAGACCCGGGCAGCAUGAAUGAAAUCCUGCAGGUCACAUUCGAGCGCAAAGCUCGCGCUCUGUCCUCGGCAGACGGCUGUAUGUCUGUCGAGCAGGUGAGUGCGAAACUGAGGAAACUCUUUCCUCGGCCCGAAAAAAAUGAUUUUCAUUUCUUGGGCCAAAUCGAAGUUCGAUCUAUCUCACUUGUGAGACUGGCUAGAAGCCGCUGGUCAUUCGGGAGUGCUGCCUGGAAACGACAGGUGCUACUUGGUCAUGCAGGAUUUCAGACACAACCUGGACAGGAUUCUAGGAAAGACAGCUUUCGAAGGCCAAGUUUUCCCGCUAAGGUUGCCGAUUUUCUUUCCCGUCGUUAUGGGGGAAGGCCAUCCUCUUUCUGGCAGAAACCAUCACGCUCUUAUUGA
Messenger RNA from Penicillium malachiteum, 1074 nucleotides. RefSeq lists its product as uncharacterized. The record is from RefSeq and is a predicted model, not a curated record. NCBI's taxonomy places the organism in Eukaryota, Fungi, Ascomycota, Eurotiomycetes, Eurotiales, Aspergillaceae. The coding region runs from base 1 to 1074 and encodes 357 amino acids. The transcript is spliced from 2 exons.